Molecule: messenger RNA, 8971 nt
Organism: Xyrichtys novacula (pearly razorfish)
Lineage: Eukaryota; Metazoa; Chordata; Actinopteri; Labriformes; Labridae
Source: the annotation of a GenBank genome assembly
GCAGGAGGAGUUUCCGAAGCCCAGCGACACCAUUGGCUCGUGCCCCGGGGAUGCUGCCUGCAUGCACGCGGGGGUUUGAUCGAAGAAGUCAGCUGGAGAAGAGCGGAAACUGAAAGUGGAGGAACAGGACGAAGAAGAAGAAGAAGAAGAACACCUGCUGAGGAGUGGAGUUUGUUCCUGCACAGAAUGACGAGCUCGGUAAGACUCUUUAACUCAGGUCUGUGUGUUUCUGUCUCCUCCUGGUUCACUUUGGCGUUUCUGUACAAACACAGUUUCAAUUUACGAGCCUUUAAACUUUAACUAACGGUGUGAAUUAUAGAGGAGAUGUGAGUUCAGGAGUAUCUACAGUAUGUUUGUUUUUAGUGGAGUAUAAAGUGGAGUAAAGUAACAGAAGUAAAGAGUAUUAGCAGCAGAAACUUUGACCCAGUUUCAAACAUUCGGUAAUCCAUCCAUCAUUAGAGGGUCAGAGUACAACAGAGCCAUACAGGGAGCAGAUAUCAGCUCCUGGGAUGGAAACUACUCCUCCAGACAUGCUUAUCUUUCAGAAACCAACUCUGUCUGACCUGAGAGUGGUCUGGGUAACUAUAAACAAACAAGCCAACAAAAUAUACUGAAAGAAAAUACUUGACAGCACUUAAAUGAUCAGUUUUCUCUGUGUAAAAUAUAAGUAGUAACAAGAAAUACAAGAGGAUAAAAAAGAGAAGUAGGAUUUAAAAUCUGCUGUUGAUUUAGGAACUCGUAAAAUACUUCCUUUAAAACAGUUUGAAUUUUGAAGAAAGUUUGUAAGAGACACUUAAAAGUUUUAAAGCUCCUAUAGAAGCCUACUGUACAGACAUAGUACCAGCCACCAAACAUCUUUUUAACUUUGACUCAUUUCUUUAGCAAAGAGACUAAACACAACUCACCUACUCUCUUCCAGCAGCCGCUUGUUUGUAGCGAGACCUCAGGCCAGUUCAUUACGGACUACAGCGGGGUGUCGCAGCUCAAGGAAGAACAUUUAUGAUCAUUUCUUUAUUGAAAUACAAUCAGACCGAGACGCUAAAGCAGAAGAACUACCGCGUCUGCAGAGAAAAAUGAUUGAUAUGGUGAUUAUUACUUUAAGGAAAUGAUAAAGAAAUGUGUCUCUUUAUCUUUGAACAGCUUCAAUAUGAGUUUCAGUCUGUUCCUUAAAUAUCAAAAACUCCUCACAGGAGCUUUUAAUCAUGACAAUUAAAGAUAAGCAGCUAGUGUGAGCCGGCUGUUUUAGUUUGGGCUAGGGCUGGGCAAGAUGGGAAAAAGUUUAUCACGAUUUUUUUAUAUCAGUCGAUAACGAUAUAUAUCACGAUAUAAAAAACACAUUUAACAGUGUUUAUUGGUAGCAUGUCUUUUGCAUCUGUGAGGUCUUUGUGUCUCUUCGACGUUUCGUUGUAAGGCGUUGCGCUAGAGAAAGCUGACUGAAUGGUUGGUUCAGCGCGGUGCAGACCCAAAGCAACACCCCUUUUCAAUGGCUAUUCGUAUAGUCUACCAAAACAUGGCAGAAUGCCGGCUAUCGAAAAGCAUAUUGAACAUGUUUCAUAUCAAUAUCAAGGGGAAUUAAUUUUUGAUAUGUCAUUAUUGUUUUAUCAACCAUUCCUAGUUUGGACGAGAGUAAAGAAAAGGAGUUUUGUGCCUUUAAUUCUUUUUUCUUUUUUUCUUUAUUCCUAUACACCUGAGUCACCCCUUUUAUAUUUUUAUUAUUUAACUCCACAUAACGUUUACAUAAUUAAAAUUGUACUUUAAGUGUGGUUCCCUUGAUGAUAAAAUCAUCAACUCCUUCCUUCAGUUUGGUGAUUCGGGCAGAUCCGGCCCGCUCGAUGAGGAGGAGUUGGUGGAUAUACUGGAGGAGAGGAGGCGCAGCAGUGAUCUUGGCCACGCCCUCAGGACGUUCAGCCCCCACCCUUACAAAGGAGCCCCCACCUGCUCCGCGGCGGACCUCAACAAAGCCGUGCUGGAGUCCCAGCAUCUGCAUUACAUCACCAAGGAGGUGGGAUGGAGUGAUGUGAAGGGACGAAUCUGACAAGUUUGAAGCUGCUUCAGUGUAGCUUUAAUUUAAUUCCUGAAUUCCUCUCAGGUUGCCAUGGAGACAGGGGCAACAGUGGAGGAGGUGAGGGAGGAGGCGAGCGGGAUUCUGGAGGAGAUGUCCCAAAACCUUCAGCUGGGGUUCAUCAGGCUGAUGGGAUACCCACUCAGCAAAGUAUCCAAGAAGCUCUUCAGGAGCAUCUUUGUCAACAUGGAAGGACUCAACAGGGUUAGAGGGACGACAACGACUCUCCGAAAACAUCAAUUUAUUACUAAAUAUUUAUCAGACAAAACUGUUGAUUCUUCUGUUUUCUUUUAGCUCCAACAAGCCGUCCAAGAAAACCCCGUGAUCCUGAUGCCCAAUCACAGGAGUUAUUUCGACUUCCUGGUUAUUUCCUACAUCAUGUUCACCUACGACAUCCCAGUGCCUGUUAUUGCUGCAGGAAUUCGCAAGUAUCUAUAAAAGUCGAACAGAAUAAUACAGAUAUAUCUUCUAUGACGUCAUGUCUCGGGUCAGCACUGUCUUUAUUUCUCCCUCUCUUCGCUGUGAAGCUCUUGCAGGGAUGAAGUUGGUGGGACGGAUUCUGCGUCGCUCCGGAGCUUUUUUUAUCCGGCGUGCGAUUGGCUCGGACAAACUGUACUGGGCCGUGUUGUCAGAAUAUGUCAAAACGAUCGUCAGGGUAAGACUCCGUGAUCUGCUUCUGUGAAAUCGAAAUCAUCGCACUCUUUUUAAAAAUGGUUCGAUUAUAUAUCCGAUCGUGUCCCGCAGAGAGGAUUUGCUCCUAUGGAGUUUUACGUGGAGGGUCUGCGGAGUCGAACACUGAAGUCUCUCACUCCCAAGUUAGGUAAGAACCUGGACUAGUGGUGGGUGGCGGUACUGCAGUUUAGAUUCAACCUAUAAAGACUUGCUUAAAGGUGGGGUAAGCAGGAUCUGAAGAAGUACCAGUUUUGGGAGAAAUCUUGACCAGUUUUCCCCUCAAGCCCCGCCCACAAACAGACGCUCCUGCUCGCUCGUAUCGUUCCGAUUAAAUUCAGAUAUAAUGCAGAUAAAUACUUCAGAUCAUUACAAAUGGGGCCCAGUCAAGGUGAAAGUCAAAAGCAUUGGUGCUACUGUAGAUGCCAACAGACUACCAGCAAACACAAUGUUUGCAGGACUUCUACAACGAGGAUAAAGUGACAUAGUCCAGGACCCGAGGGAGGACAGUUUAGCGAUGGCGCUACAACACGCUACAGCAGGUCCGUUUGACAAGAAACACUUCUGUUACAGACACUUGUCUUACUUUGUUAAAGCGGUUUACCUGUCCAGCAGAAAGGUUACAGGGUCACCAAGAUCCCCAAGCGUCCCCCAUCGUUUAUGUUGACCCGGCUUUUUAGCUCUUGUCCGGUCUACCUCCGUUUUAAGCGCCCGUUAUUCCUCCAGAGUCUCCGGUAUUUACUUUGUUCUCUUGCUUGUGUCGGCAGUCGUGGCCAAAGGAGGAUUCCGACAAUUUUCCGAACUUUCUGGUUGGUUUCUACUGUCCGAUAUUGUAGCACGCUAACUUUGUUUGGGCUCCUGAACGACACGGGGGAGCAGCGUCUGCCUCACAACCAAUCAGGUUAGAGGAGGUGGAGAACGACAUAAAAGAACACGGCUAUAUUGUUAUAUUCCCAAAUGUCAUCAAUAACUAAUAGCUAUUGACUGAUAUUUAAACCUUUUUUUAUUUACACUACAAAAAAAAGAUGCUUCUGUAACGGACCCCUGCCUACUCCACCUUUUAAUGGAACAAAAGUUGAUUUUUGCAGGUAAAUUACGAGUUUAAAGAAAAUAAGUAACAGGGACCAAAGACAGAAAAAGACACUUUCCAUAACAAAUAAAAAUCAGUUUAAACUUUAGUCUCUUGUAUCUGCAGGUAUGAUGAACAUGGUCCUGGAGCCUUUCUUUAAAGGUGAGGUCUUUGACAUCACUUUAGUCCCCAUCAGUCUCAGCUAUGACCGGGUCCUGGAGGAAUCUCUGCUGGCUCACGAGCUGCUCGGCGCCCCCAAACCCAAAGAGAGCACCACGGUACGUCCCCGUCUCACCGCUCAUCGUAUAAAACCUUUGUUGUGAGCUUAGCUGCAGAGGCUUCACCGUCAGGAAGCUUUUGAACCGUCUUAUACGAAGGUUAAUCCUGCUUUCUUAAGUCUGACCAUCACCUAAUGUUGUCUGAGUUGUAAAAAAUAAACUUUAACUCUAAAAACACAAACACAGGUCACAGGAGUUCACACAUGUACAAAGCUGAUCGUAUCUGACACAUUAAUCACUCCAAGCUUCGCUCUCUCUCUCUGCAGGGUCUGUUGAAAGCCACCAAAGUGCUGCAGGAAGAUUACGGCAGCAUGUUCGUGAACUUUGGCCGACCUCUGUCUGUUCGGGAUUUGUGUCAGGACAAGAUAAACCGCUGUCAGUACAACCUCAUACCCAGGUAGGCUGCACUUUUAAAACCCGUCUGUGAUAUCUUAUCAGUUUAUUGCACUUAUGAACCCCAGAAAUCACAGGUUGAAGCGAAGAUUACAGACAGACCUCAAAAAGUCGAAAACUAGACCAAAUGUUUAGUUUAGUUAUUCUUGUCCUUAAAAUACCCUUCAAACUUUAGGAAAAGAGAAACCUCACUUCUGAAAGUUUUCCCUCAGCCUAGCCUGUGAGGGUUUCCUCCUCCUCCUCCUCCUCCCCCUCCUCCUCCUCCUCUUCUUCUCUUUCAUCCGUUCACAGAGACCUCCCUCAGAAGCCCACAGCAGAGGCUCAGGCCUGCGUGAGUUGGCUGGCUCAUCUGGUGGUACGGAUCCAAGAGGAGGGCUCUGUGAUCAGCCCCUGGUCUCUGAUGGCCUCCCUGUUGCUCCAGGCUCCGACCGCCGUCCUAACAGAGGAGGGUCUGCCGUGGCAUCGGCUCACAGAGAAGACACUCUGGCUCCGGAGGCUGGCGCUGGAUUUUGGAGCUCGCUUGAACUGGCCGGGUGUGUGAGGGGAUGUUUGCAUGUGAUAUGUAUUCAGAACUUUUCUUUCCUGUCCCCUAAAUGACCAGCAGGUGGCGUUUUUGCAUGUUGCAGUAGGAAUGAGGCAGGGAGAGUUAAUGCAGAGAAGUACCUGAGUGGGUCCCCUUCUGUUAAAUCCUUCAGCGUCUCACCCAGGAGGGUCCUCUGACGCUCUCUCCGGUAGAUCAGACAGAUUAAAGGAAAGUCAGCCGGCACAUGAGCUCAGAUUCACUGAGGAGGCGAUCAGUGAACUAAUGCACUUAAAGAAACAACAUAUCCUCGAAGGACCCCACUGAAACAAAACACAAACACACUGAAGGCCGUUUCAGGUCUAGAACCACCUAGAAAACCUUUAUAAUGCUCCGGUUUUGUUCUGCAGGAGGAGUCCCGGACUCUAACGUGAUGCAGUCCAACCUGGUCCUCCAUCGGUCCGUUGCUCAGCGUAAAACGGGGCGUGUCUACCUCGUUCGGGAGGACGAGCCUGCGAGGAAACACCUGAUCAGCCCAGAGGAGGACGCACACAGGACGGCUGCAGCUGUGCUGAUGAUGGCCUCCUACAGAAAUCAGUGUCUGCAUAUUUUUGUGCGUCCUGCAAUGCUUGCAACAGCCAUCCACAUAACAAAGAGCGGGCAGAAAGGUGAGGCUUAUACACAGCUUUCAUAUUAAUGGACCAGGUGGUUUUGAGUUUUAAGGUUUUUAAACACCCUUGUUGUGUUCUAGAUGAGCUCUCCACCUUCUUCUGCUUCCUUCAAGACAUCUUCUCAAACGAGUUCAUCUUCAUUCCUGGAAGGUCAUCCCAGGUAACAACCGCCGUUCUCAGGGAGAGAUCAUAAAGAGGAUUAUUGAUCUGUGAAACCAUGUUGAAAGUCUUUGUGAUGAACUCUUUCAAAGACUCCUUACAUCCUCAGGAAUCAUCUAGAAACACCAGAAACAAACCUGGUUACUAAUGUCUGAUAUCGUGUCCCUCUCUCUUUCCUCAAACCAGGACUUUGAAGAAGCUUGUUUCCUCCUGAAGAAAAGUGGAGCAGUCCACAUCAGUCAAGAAGAAGUGACUGUGUUGGACGCUGGGCUGGAGGUGCUGUCCUUCCUGCAGGCACUUCUUCAACCCUUCAUAGAGUCCUAUCAGGUUCUCUGACUUUUACACCUUUGGAUCGUUCAGACUCAUCCUGCACUCAGAUGAGAGUCGGGUCUCUCAGUUAGGAGUGCAGGGUGGUUUUUAAGCAGCUGCUCUGUCCAGGUUUGAAGUCUCGUACUUUGUUUGAAUGCAGAACAUUUCUUAAGAGUUUUCUCAUCCUGCUCUUGAACUUUGGGCGAUUAAUCAAAUUCACUUUAUCACAGAGAAGAGUGGAGGAAAUGUUCUCCUCAGGCUCGUACUGCUUUAAAACUUUAAAUUGAAGUAUAAAAAAUCGGCUUUAUGUUUCAUCAGGUGUGUUUUUGUGUCCAGGUGGUGUUCAGGUACCUUUGUGAAAACGGGCCUCACUCGUUUUCUGAGAAACAGAUCAUACCCGCUCUGCGAGACUGGACCACAAAGCUAAUCCUCUCAGGUAAAAAUAUAAAUCAACAGAGACCAGCUCUGAUCUCCGCAUUGUAAACUUAGUAAUCAUGUCAAUUUCAGGCGAGCUGCACACUUACGAAGCCCUCUCAUCGGACACACAGAAGAACGUUUUGUCUGCCCUCCGCAGGCUGGAGAUAGUGACCAAGUCGAGGGCGUGAGUAACAAGAUCAGCCCCUGCAAACCUGUUUGGGUUUAAGCUCAUUUUCUGAGGUGAUUGAUAAUCUGCCUGUUUCUCCAAAGCCCCACUCAUACCUAUUAAGUUUCUCUUUCAGGUCUGAGCAGAAUGAAUUUGGAGUAAACAGAGAAGCUGUCAAGAGAAUCGGAGACAUACUCUGUAAGUUUUGAUACUGAGAUGACCUUUGAACGCUCUUUUGUCACUGUUGUGUUAAACAAAAAGCAGUGAGUUACACUUUCCUCCUUUUCCUCUUGCUUUAGCUGGAAAAAUCCCUCCACAGUCUCUUCAUCCUACACCACUUGCAAGACUUUAGUCCCUGUUGGACCAAAUCCAUCUUCCUGUUCACCCCAGCCGACUCUCUUUGGCCUUCUUCGGAUAAUUUUUUUGUGCCUUACAGAAGACAUUUGUCAAAUCAGGACACCUGAACUCUUCACUAAGACAAAUACUCUCUGUCCUAGCAAUGACCAGCAGCCAUACCAGAUCUGGCAGCACUCCCGUCUUUAGCAUCUGCUGCUUUGCCUGUAUCCUUGUUCUCAUCCCUCACACAAGUAGCAGGGCGAAGAUUAAACCACAUGACCUAACAAGGUGACACAAAGUGGCACAUUUUCUCUGGUCGCUGUCACAAAAUUGUAUUUCUGUUGUAAGUCAAAAGCAACCUGAGAUCAUUUCAUCACAAAUUGAAGAAGUAAGUGUGAGGAGGAAGUCGAUUUAAAACUCUAAGGAACAUGCUGUACUCGAAAGGUUUACCUGUGCCAACUCUGUGCUGGCAUGGCUGGAAGCUAGCUAAAUUCAGGCUAGCUGCUGCAAGACACACACAUAACUUUCUCAAAGUUCAUGUCGGCUUACGUUGAAUUAAGUCUACUUCUGGAAAACAGCUGACCUAUAGUAUUUUACAAACAUCUUGCCCUCCCCAUGCAUUAUUGUAACUUUAAUCAUGUAAUACAUCAAAUUUUAGUUUGGAGUUGGUUUGCUAAAACUAAAUGAAUGAUCAUAAAGCACUUUAUAAUACAUGUGAUUCCAGGUAUUAAGCUAAUAAGUGCAGUUACAGAUUGAAGAGUGAUUUUUACGUUAAUUUAUGCUUUGUAAUGUGAAUACAUGGUAACAAUGACAAAUAUAACUCAUUGAUGUGAAGUUUCAUUUGUGUGAGACAUUUUUUUAAAACUCUUACAUUUUAAUUAAUGUAAUUCAUUAGCAACCUGAGAUCAUUUUUAUCACAUGUAUCUUAAAUAAGUUACUGAGAGGAGGAAGUCGAGUAAAAACUCUGAGGAACAUGCCGUACUUUGUGUUUACCUGAGCCAACUCUGUGCUAGCAUGGCUGUAAGCUAGCUAAAAACGGGCUAGCAGCUGCCAGAUGACAGCUAGUCCGUUUUUAGCAUUGCACUCAUACUUUCUCAAACUUCAUGUCAGUUUAAGUUAAUUUAAGUCUACUUCUGGAAAACAACUCAUCUGUCGUUUUUAGUAUUUUAAAUAUCUUUCCCUCCCCACGCUUUACUGUAACUUUAAUCAUGAAAUAUGUCAAAUUUUAGCUUAAAGUUGGUUUGCUAAACCGAAACAAAUGAUAGAUAGAUCAAUUUCAGGCAUUAAGCUACAGUAAGUGCAAUUACAGAUGAAAGAGUGAUUUUUACAUGAAUUUAUUAUUUGUCAUGUUAAUAUGGUAACGGUGACAAAUAUAACUUAUCAUAACUCAUCAUUCAAGGUUUACCCGAGCUAACUUUGUGCUAGCUGUUAGCUAUCUAAAUUCAGGCUAGCUCCUACAAGACGGCAGCUAGCCCGUUUUUAGCAUCGCACCCGUAACUUUCUCAAAGUUUAAUCAUGUAAUACGUCGAACUUUAGCUUGGAGUUGGUUUGCUAAAACUAAACGAAUGAUCAAUAGAGCACUUUAUAAUAAACGCGUUUCCAGGUAUUAAUAUACAGUAAGUACAAUUGCAGAUUAAAGAGUGAUUUUUACAUUAAUUUAUGCUUUGUAAUGUGAACAACGACAAAUAUAACUCAUCAAAGAUCUUAAGUUUCAUUUGUGUGAGACAUUUAUUUAAACUCUUACAUUUUAAUGAAUGUAAAACAAAUACACUGAAAUGCACCAAUGAGUCAUUUUUUUAAUGAACUGCAUAUUUCUCUGAUUCAGGUGAAACUAUCCCCUCAAACACUGUCAGUGAGAAAACAGUGAUCAAAGUUCAACCUCCCGUCCUGUCUGCAGCAUCUGGAUCCCCUCUGAAGAUAGA